CAUGCUACAAAUAUAACUAGCAAUGGACACGAAAUUAUAGAUAUGAAAACACAUGAUAUAAUAGCAAGUUCCGUUUACGUCGCUAUAAACGUAAAGCUGACAGAAAAACCUACCUUUCACAAGCAAGAAUCGAGGAGAACAAGUUGACAACUGCACGAACAAGAUGAAAGGUUACUCUGAGGUAUCAGCUGUUUUGUUGGGUUUUUUACUCUACCAAGCCAUUAGUUUUUCUGAUGCUAUAGAAGAAAAAACAAACACGACUUUACACAACGACUUUAUUUCAUUUUCAAAUUCCUGUCCGCCUUUGGAAGAUAUUGAUCCUUGCUCAUGUAAUGAAUAUAGGAAUGGGUUGAGGAUAUCUUGUGCUGGUAUUUCUUCGUAUGAAGAUAUUGCCUUCCUGAAGUAUGCAUUAAAGAAAUAUCUGGUUUAUGAAAUCAAUAUUCAGAAAUCUACACUGAAAAAUAUACCAAAAGAUUUAUUCGAAGGAAUAUUCUUUAAAUAUAUUUAUUUUCAAGGUAUCUUGAUUAAUCCGUUGUCAUCAGAGGAUUCACCGUUUCUUCAAGCGAACUCUGACUCUGUUGAAAAUAUAAUCAUCCAUGAUAGUUUUCCGUCAGGUACUGGAAAACUUUCCUUCAGUCAUUUCACAAAACUAAUUGUACUUAAUUUAAACAAAAAUGUUCUUGAAAAAAUUGAUAGAAACUUUGCUGGGGAUUGCCGACGUUUAAUAUAUCUCUCUCUUAGCGAAAACAACAUCAAAGAUUUAGAAAGUUAUUCCUUUUCUGAACUGUUGGAUCUACAUUCGCUGCUCUUAUCACACAACAAGCUAUCUGCUCUUUACCGAGACAUGUUACCAUCCAAAGGAAAUUCGUUGGAGAAGCUUGACUUGAGCUAUAAUGAACUGAGUCAUCUUGAAAAUGACGUUUUUUCCGACAUGCCCGCUUUGAAUAUACUUAGAUUAUCAGCCAACAGAAUCACCUGUUUACAUGAAUCUACCUGGAGUCCAAUAUGGAAGCAAUUGUUUAUGUUAGUUAUAGAAGACAACGAAAUUCGAUGUGAUCAACACUUAAAGUGGAUUUUCAACUAUGAAUUUCCUUCUACAUUUUCGGGGUCAUGCAAGUCGCCUGAAAAUCUUAGAGGGAAAUCCCUGAGACAGCUGAAAGUGACAGAUCUAUUGUAAUGUUGUGAAGUACCAACAAAAGCUCUUUUUUUUAUACUAAGCAUAAUUUGAGUUACUGCAGAAGAAUAGGAAGUAACUAAUAACUAUGACAUGAAGUUGUGUGAACAUUUAUUUUUGUUUCUAUAUUGAUGUUGCUAGCGUUGACAAUUCUACUUCUGAAACUGUGUGAAUGAAGUUGAUUGAUAAAUAAAAUAUAUUCGUAACGUUUUGUCA
Messenger RNA from Limulus polyphemus (Atlantic horseshoe crab), 1390 nucleotides. RefSeq names its product toll-like receptor 6. The transcript is spliced from 4 exons. Bases 164 to 1177 code for a protein of 337 amino acids. The record is from RefSeq and is a predicted model, not a curated record. Lineage: Eukaryota; Metazoa; Arthropoda; Merostomata; Xiphosura; Limulidae. Gene Ontology annotation, molecular function: protein binding.